AUGAUACCCAGAGCGGCUCUAGCCCGCAAUGGGCAGCGCGCUCUUCAAUGGCAGAUGAGAUCGAACAACUGGCGUUGCCUUGCGACUGCGGCAUCAGGGAGCUUCUCAUAUGAAAUUGGAGAUGCUGGAGGGGUGAAGGUUGCAAGUAGAGAUCUUCCAGGGCCUACGACACAUCUUGCAGUCGUCGCAAAGGCAGGAACCCGAUACCAACCAUUGCCGGGGUUCUCGGAGGGUCUCGAAAAGUUCUCAUUCAAGAACACCUGGAAGCGGUCUGCUCUGAGGAUUACAAGAGAGACUGAACUGUUGGGAGGAGAGUACAGCUCUUACCAUUCAAGGGAAAACCUCGUCGUUGGCGCAAAAUUCCUCAGAGAUGACUUGCCUUACUUCGCCGAGCUAAUAGGAGAGGUCAUAUCCCAAACCAAGUACACCGCCCACGAGCUUCACGAAGAGGUCGAGCCAAAUAUGAACUUUUCAAGAAAGGAGCUGCUCGGUAAUCCUCUCGAGUUUGCCAUGAACUCAGCUCACGGUGUCGCGUUUCAUCGUGGCCUUGGGAACUCUCUCCACCCGUCUUCGUCCACGCCGAUGACCAAAUACCUCAAUGAAAACCGUCUCCAGCAGUACAGCCGUGUCGCGUAUGCCAAGUCAAACUUCGCCGUUGUCGCCAAUGGUGCCGACCACCAAGAGCUAUCGAAAUGGAUUAAUGAGUUCUUUACCGAAUUAGAUCAAUCACCGCCGCAGGACUUUCCGUCAACUGGCACAGAAUCUACCAAAUACUACGGCGGUGAGGAGCGUAUAGCUCAUGACUCUGGAAAUACUAUGGUCAUCGCUUUCCCUGGGUCAGGAUCGGCAACAGGAAAUUCGUACAAACCAGAGAGUCAGGUCCUGGCAGCGCUACUUGGAGGCCAAUCAAAUAUCAAAUGGACGCCAGGCUUUUCCCUGCUGUCCAAGGCCACUGCCGCUUAUCCACAAGCACACACUGCCACCGCACAUCAUACAUACUCCGACGCAGGGCUACUUACCAUUUCAAUGUACGGCAAUGCUGAUCAGAUAAGGCAAGCUAGUCAAGAAGUUGUCAAGGCUAUCAAAAGCGUGGCCGCUGGCAACGUCGGCAGGGAAGAAAUCAAAAAGGCUGUUGCGGCAGCAAAGUUUAAAGCGCUGGAAUCGGGCCAAAAUAUGAAUACAGGCAUUGAGCUGACAGGUGCUGGACUGGUACAAGGCGGCAAAGCCUUCCAGAUUGAUGAGCUUGGGAAGUCUAUUGAUACCGUUACCGAAGAUCAAGUCAAGACGGUUGCGAAAUCUCUGCUGGACGGAAGAGCAACGGUCUCAACCGUCGGUGACUUGUUUAUACUACCCUUUGCGGAGGAGAUAGGCCUGAAUGUGUGA
This is a messenger RNA of Letharia columbiana, 1383 nucleotides long. RefSeq lists its product as uncharacterized. The transcript has 4 exons. The record is from RefSeq and is a predicted model, not a curated record. NCBI's taxonomy places the organism in Eukaryota, Fungi, Ascomycota, Lecanoromycetes, Lecanorales, Parmeliaceae. The coding region runs from base 1 to 1383 and encodes 460 amino acids. Gene Ontology annotation, molecular function: metal ion binding. Gene Ontology annotation, cellular component: mitochondrion.